Molecule: messenger RNA, 689 nt
Organism: Aspergillus vadensis CBS 113365
Lineage: Eukaryota; Fungi; Ascomycota; Eurotiomycetes; Eurotiales; Aspergillaceae
Exons: 2
Coding region: 96-530 (144 amino acids)
Source: RefSeq, a predicted model, not a curated record
AUUUUUGUGUACACAGUAUGGAGUACCUGAAAUGUACCUUACUUAGUACCCGAUGUCACUUGUAGCUCUCCUUUCCCUCGCCAUGGAUUGUGCUCAUGGAGCCCGUGGCCCAGUCAGUCACCAAGGGGUGGAGGCAUCCCAUUGGCAGUGGCGGCACGCGGCACGCUACUGAUGGUCUUUUGCAGAAAGUCACUAAACUACGUACACAACUAUUGAGUCUCUCGCAUGGGCGAAGUGAGAGUUGGGCUCACGGAAUUGUUUUCCAAACAAUGUCGCCCAAUACACCGCUCAAUCGCCCUGGCUGUCGGACCAUGCUUACUACUUUCUUUGCCUCAGAUCAUUUAGCUUAUAUAUGUCCGAUUAAAGGGGCUGCAUUGGUAUGCUCGACGCCAUCUCAUCGUACACGCCUCUUCGACGCAAUCUUAUGGUGGCAAUUGCUUCUCCGGCCUCCUCACAGAGGGAACUUGGGUUAUCCCAUUCGGGACACGCAUGAAGAGAGGAGCCUGAUAUCUGUCGGAGCCAGUGACUAAAGCUUGCGUCGUCCAGCAAGCUGCAUAUUCGAAUCCUAGAUGGGCUCAAACUGAGACAGAUUGGUGCAGGCACGGGUGAAAGGACAAGGAGAAAGCGGACGGAUGCUACGAGCUUUUUCGAACCGGGACUCCAAAGUGUCGUCCACGAUAAGCGGACAC